This is a messenger RNA of Brienomyrus brachyistius, 2359 nucleotides long. RefSeq names its product FA complementation group F (gene fancf). The record is from RefSeq and is a predicted model, not a curated record. Gene Ontology annotation, biological process: interstrand cross-link repair. The transcript has a single exon. Bases 229 to 1239 code for a protein of 336 amino acids. Gene Ontology annotation, cellular component: Fanconi anaemia nuclear complex. Lineage: Eukaryota; Metazoa; Chordata; Actinopteri; Osteoglossiformes; Mormyridae.
GAUAGAGCGCCUCGUGACUGGUUAACCCGGAAGCAUCUGUCCAAUGACAGAACAGGAAAGGAAGCGCGCGUGCGGGCUUGAAUUUCGGCUCGCGGAAACUAGUGGCAGUAUUGAUUAUAUAUUUUUAAGUUUUGUUUUUUUGUUUUAAAUGUCCAAGGGGAGACCUGCCGCUGCUAACGGACUGUCAAACGGGCUCAGUACUGUUUGCGACUAGCAGGAUAGAGACGCAUGGAGAAGAUAUGCAGGGACCUGGAGGGUACAGUGCAGCUGCUGGCCGUGUCGCAGAGCCGCUUCGCGUCGCAGUGGGAUGCCGCUGCCCUGCACCGGGCUUUCCGAUGGGCCCGCUACUGCCAAGAACUGCACGCCAGGUUUCACGCCGAUACGGAAGCCAGGCGAACACUGGAAAGUGUCCUGGGGCUCGCCAGUGCGCGGCUCGGGGGCGUGUUUGGGCAAUGCCGGGACCUGGAGUUUGCAGACCUGGCCCGAUGUGAAUUCCUGCUCUGUUCGAACCUCAUGCAGAACCCUGCUGUCCACCAGUCAGCGAUCAGGCUCCUCCUGGACAGCAACGGACCCGCCUUUCCAUACCUUGAGGAGCUCAUCGGUUAUAAAGCUGCGACCAGGCUGCUCUCCCACGCCUGGGAAUCAGACCAGGGGUUUCACGACCCCGCCAUAGCCACACAGGGCCGCAUACUUCGGGGGCGUUUGGACGACUUGAUGUUGCAUCACGACUCUGUGAGGCGAUCGGUGGACUUGCUGGAUUCCAUUCUACAAGAAUGUGAAGGUGAGAGGCGCCAGGUAGCUUACAUCCUGGCAGCAGCUCUUCUGUCCAGCAAAGGUAAAGGAGACGACGGGAGAGCGCAGGAGGUGAUUGCAGACUGGCUACAGCGCAACCGAGACCUCCUGCAGACUUUUUGCCGGGUCCUGCCGGUUUCUUCGAUCACACAGGCCGCCAGAGUUUCUACCACGUUCAGGGAAGCCUAUCGAGAUGUUCUGAAAAGUUGGGCUCACACUCUCAGAUACGACAUAAAUGAAGGGCAGUGGGUCCAGACCAGUGAACAGGCAGUGUCGUUCGGGGACCUGGUUGAUCGUUUCCGGUCCCUGCUGUGUGCCAGUCCAUCAUUAAGGAAAGAAACUGAGAAGGUACUGAUGGAAAUGAAGGCAGCUGAUGGAGAUUUCGAGGUUAGAGGUCUGAGCGUCAGUAGUGAUGUCCUCACAGAACUGAAACAUAAUGCUAUAUAGAAUUCCUAAUGUCUGUGUUACAUACAUGUCAAUAAAAGCAAUAUUAUAUUUGCCGUGUAGGCUGAAUGAUAUGCUGAACUGUACUUUCCCCCAUAAAGGUUCGUAAGGCCUUCAAGGGAGUAAGAUCAAAUGAUUGUAGAUGGUUGUGCAUUUCAGAGUCAAACAGUACGUGUCCUUCUGAGGCAGAACUGUCAGGAAUGUUCCACUGUUUACUAAUGUGAUCCAUGUUCACCAGAAAUUUCAUGAAGGCACCUCCAAAGGUUCCCUGUACGUUCUACCUGGGACACAGAUCUCAGGUUCCACCUACUGCUGAACCAGAAAUUUCACUGACGUACAAACAAUUAAUAAAAGUACACUUUCUCAGACUAAACUUCAUAAAAUAAUCCCUCCCCAGGAGUUAUAAGCCAUUAUAUAACAAGUAGAACUACACCCCCUUAUCCGCCACAGAAUUGCUGUUGUACAAAGUAGCAGAUCGACACAAAGCUUAUGAAUUAAUAUGCAAAUAAUAUAUUUAAGGGGUUUGUAUCAUCACACUUUGCCUAGACAUAAGGCUUCCUGUAGAUAAUAGCCGCUGUACUAGAACAGUCAAUGCAGUAGGAAAAUAAAUCAACAAAUCUGCAGCUUGUCACCGGCAGUGUGGAAUAAAAUAUCAAUGAAUAGUAAUGUGGAUGAGAUGGAGGAUCUGUGCAUAUAGCUAAAAUGCACAGAUGCUGUGUGAGUGCAUUAAGUGUGAAGCAGGAAGCCAACCCAAGCACAGGCUACAAUUCAUAAUGGCUGCAUCACAUGGUAUAAAUGGAAGAGCCCACCUCCCCAGCAAGUCCCUUAGAUGUAUUGUUCCCCCUCCCCCCCCUCAGCAGUUUUGUCUGUUUCUGGAAUGCAAGUCCAGCCCAUGCAGGUGUGCAGCGGUAUCGUUUUGUAACAUGGUUUCUAAGUCAUGUUCUUCUGUCCUGCUUAAGCACACAAGAGCACAACCUUUAUUUUUGGUCCAACAGCUCAAACAAUGAAAUCUAAUGAAAUCAGAUUUUCUUUCACCUUAAUUUACAUAUACAUAGCUUCUAAGCAGAAAUGUGUGCUCCAAUUUUCAAAGAUAAUGAAUAAUAAAAUAUUUAUGAUGGAUAAA